Zophobas morio is the source of this 1318-nucleotide messenger RNA. It is a transcript of the gene Pp4-19C, whose product is annotated as serine/threonine-protein phosphatase 4 catalytic subunit. Gene Ontology annotation, cellular component: nucleus; cytoplasm. Gene Ontology annotation, biological process: double-strand break repair via homologous recombination. The record is from RefSeq and is a predicted model, not a curated record. The transcript has 6 exons. Lineage: Eukaryota; Metazoa; Arthropoda; Insecta; Coleoptera; Tenebrionidae. Gene Ontology annotation, molecular function: protein serine/threonine phosphatase activity. The coding region runs from base 157 to 1080 and encodes 307 amino acids.
AUCUCUUCCAGUCCUGACCUGUUCCUCGUUUGACGUUUCUUUGCCGGGACGUAUGUCUUAGAUAAGGUUGUUUGUGGUGUGUUGGUGCAGUUGAUGGGUCCUGCUUGAAUUUUCCAAGAAAUCGGAUUGAUAAAAAACGAAGUAUUUAUAAGCAUAAUGGGUGAUACGAGCGAUUUAGAUCGACAAAUCGAACAGUUGAAACGAUGCGAAACGAUCAAAGAAGGUGAAGUCAAAGCUUUGUGUGCGAAAGCUAGAGAAAUCCUUGUUGAAGAGAGCAAUGUACAGAGAGUAGACUCACCUGUUACAGUGUGCGGAGACAUUCAUGGCCAGUUUUAUGACCUUAAAGAAUUAUUUAAAGUUGGAGGCGACGUACCUGAAACAAACUACCUUUUUAUGGGAGACUUCGUUGACCGCGGCUUUUAUAGUGUUGAGACUUUUUUACUACUGUUAGCGUUAAAAGUUAGGUAUCCUGAUCGCAUCACCUUGAUACGAGGUAACCAUGAAUCACGUCAAAUUACUCAAGUUUACGGAUUUUACGAUGAGUGUUUACGCAAAUAUGGAUCAAUCACAGUAUGGCGCUAUUGUACAGAAAUUUUUGACUAUCUUUCUCUGUCAGCUAUCAUUGAUGGAAAAAUCUUCUGUGUUCAUGGUGGGUUAUCACCUUCUAUUCAAACUUUGGACCAAAUUAGGGUGAUUGACCGAAAACAAGAGGUGCCACAUGAUGGACCCAUGUGCGAUUUGUUAUGGAGUGAUCCCGAAGAUACUCAAGGAUGGGGCGUUUCACCUCGAGGCGCUGGCUAUUUGUUUGGAUCAGACGUAGUGGCGCAAUUUAACUGUGCUAAUGAUAUUGAUAUGAUAUGUCGAGCGCAUCAGCUUGUUAUGGAAGGUUACAAGUGGCAUUUUAAUGAGACAGUUUUGACAGUGUGGUCUGCUCCCAACUACUGUUAUAGAUGUGGCAAUGUAGCAGCUAUUUUAGAACUAAAUGAACACCUUCAGAGAGAUUUCACAAUUUUUGAAGCAGCUCCUCAGGAAACUAGAGGCGUGCCAUCAAAAAAGCCACAAGCAGAUUAUUUUCUAUAAUUUAAUCUUUAGUUUAUUGUAACAUAUUAUGUAUCUUGAUAUAACUAUAUUAUUUCGUUUCCUUUCAUAAUGGUUCCAGGAUCUUUUUGUAGGUUUUGAUUUUGUCAUUUCAUGUGUACUUUUUUUUGUAUAUUUAGUUUCGUCAUCUAAAUUAAACUGUACUUAGCGUAAAUUAAUUUAUAAAUAUUGUAUUCUACCGUUUACAGACUGCCAAAUAAAUUUUUUUUAUAAAGUGGAA